AUGGGCUCUUUGCCAGGCGUCGUUUGCGAGCUCUGCAACAGAUGGUUCCCCAACGCCCAAGUUUAUGGCGGUCAUAAGUCACGGCGGACCCCUUGUCAAGGGCUUUCCGCCGUGGCAAGGCCCUCGCGAUCUGCACCGUCAGCCGGUCUACACGCUCUGCUAUUCGUCCACGACAUUCUGUCGGACGCUCCAGCCGCUCCCGCUACACCUACAGCGUCUAACGCAUCCAACGCCAUCGGUGAGAGCGGUCCUCCAAGCGUGCCUGAAGCUCACAUUGACGAAAAUCCCACGGCUGUGAACGAGGGGGCUCCUGAAGAUGAACAUCAACAUCAACCUGGAACACCUGCGGCUGACAAGAGUGGCCAUCCUGAGCGCCGCCCCGAAGGUAAUAAUGCCGCGCCGCCGACAAUCAGCUCCGGACAGAGCAAUGCCACGCCCCUCAAUCCGCUCGCGUUGAAGCUGCUGCAUUUCGUUCGGCGCGCGAAUGGCGGAAUGGGAAUGGCCGAGGUUGACAUCAACGGCCUGCUUCAGCUCGUGGUAGAGCCCGGCCUUGCGCCUCUUGUGACCUCGGAGCUCCGGAACUGUAAGGAUCUGGAGCGGUUCGAGUUGGAGCGCUUGGCAGGGCUCAAUUGCGGAUGGUCAGUGGCGACCUUUGAGAUUGCCGGUCAUCCACCACAGCGCCUGCUCUUCCAAAACUCUGCCCAGGUAAGCCGACUCUUAAUUCUGGGCUGUGAAAUGCUGAUGUGGCAAACGGGGUUAGCGUGUAUUGUAUUAACCAUACUCCCACUUUCUCCGCCACUAACCAUGCCCCUCCUCUCCCCUGCCUUCACCACCGUACACCAGGCAUUCGCAGAAAUGUUUCGGCAUCCCAACGAUGUGCCUGGCUUCAAGCUCAAGGCUCGUGUUGAUGAGGACCCUGACACGGGCGACCGUCGCUAUACCACGCCCGAAACAGGAACGUGGUGGAAUGAUGCUCAGGUAAGGAAAUACCUCGUUGCCACGCCAAUCCCGAUCCUUGCUCAUGCCUCCAUCGAUGCACUGAUGUGUCUGGAACAUCUUGAGUGUUUGACCGUGUGUCCGUUGCCGCUUUGUCAUGCAUUGCAGGAACACUUCGGAUGGUCCGAAGUUGUGGGGGGAAUCAUCCUGUAUUCGGAUGUGACGCACAUGAGCAACAACGGCCGGAAGAAGGCGUGGCCGCUCAUGAUGACGCUUGCCAACAUUGCCCAGGACAAGCGAAGGGGGGAAGCCAGGCACACACUACUUGCCCUCCUUCCUAUCCCCCCGUCUGCAAUGUCUGCCGUGGAGAAGGUGAUGCUCUUCCAGAGAUGCGUCAUCACCGUGCUGCAGCCGCUUCUUGAUGGCAUUGCAAGCGGGUUCCGACUCAGGGACCCUUUCGGUGAUUGGCAAACCGUGUGGCCCCUGCUGUACGCCUGGGUGUGCGACUACCCCGAGAGCGGCAAGAUCAGUUGCACACUCUCGCAUGGGUUGCGGAUGCCGCGCAGCAUCUGCUAUGCUGCAAAGGAGCAUCUGGGGGCUGUCAAGGCACGGAACACGCCGCGCACGCCUGAACAGCAGCAAUGGAUCGUUAACGAGGCGGCUGGGACGAUAAAUAGCCAGGACAACCCGUGCAAGACCUACUCUACCUACCCUAUUGAGUGCGUGCUCUGGAAGUGGGAUGUCCCAGGGACCGUGUGGGGCAAUCCCUACCUCGUGGUCAUGCCUGACAUUAUGCACCAGGCGGACCUGGGCAUCAUGAGCCACAUUGUGGCUGUCGUGCGCAAGAUGAAGAAGCGGCGUGUGAAGCAGAUGGACAGGUCAGUGUUGGAUGGGGGUUGGAUUCGUUGCUCUCGGCGCCUGUCACUCAUUCGCGACCGCACGCGCCUGAAUCACAUGCGCCUGCCGGAGAGCACCUACUUCGAGACCGGAGCCUGUGUCGCGGCCUAUGAGCACAGGGCCGUCAUGCAGUCUGCUCAUGCUGCCACCUCUUUUUCCCUACUCCUCACACCAUCUGCGCUCACCCUCUCCUGUGCUGCUAUCUAUGAACCUUGCAGGUCAUGGUGUGUUUUUUUUGCCGGCCUGCUUCGCCAGCCCCAGAUGGAUGCUGUUCGUGCCUACCUUGGCUGGUACCUCCUGUGCUCCCAGCCACAGGGGCACACUGAGCGGUCCCUCCGGGAGCUGAAGAAGAUGACCUCCAGGCUCGUUGAGCAGUUGCAGGCUGCCUUCCCCAAGCAGCCAUCCUCUUGGUGGCUUGUGAAAACACAUCUCAUGUCGCACUACAUCGACUCCAUUCGCCGCGCGGGUCAUGUGACCGAAUUCAGCACCAACAUGUUUGAGCACUUGCACGGUCCGUUGGUAAAGCGGAUUUACCGUCGGUCCAACAAGCGCAAUGUAGAUGGGCAGAUCAUGAAGUUCCAUGCUAGGCGCAUUCCGGAUGUGGUGCCGGUGGAUGAUCCUGCUGGCCGGGACACCGCCAUGUGGCAGGCAAUUGAGACCGACACACCGACACACUCCAUGUGGAGUUACCAGAAACCCCCACCUCUACCAACUGGUUUGCAAGGAAGGGCCAAGCAACACCCUGGUGCCCAAGCUGCCCUCAAGGAUGCGCUUAUACGUUCUGCAGGAUGCGUCACCAAGGUUCGAGCCUAUGCAUCGCUGGCAAUCCCUGCAGCAGACGACGCCAGCUUCUCAAGAGUUUCUCACUUCGUUCGAGCGACCCCUGACUAUUUUGAGAGGUCGUGGUACUCGAUGUUGCAGUGGAGGGUGUAA
Closterium sp. Yama58-4 is the source of this 2766-nucleotide messenger RNA. Lineage: Eukaryota; Viridiplantae; Streptophyta; Zygnematophyceae; Desmidiales; Closteriaceae. The record is from the annotation of a GenBank genome assembly.